CAUCAAGGUUGACUUAGGCAUUUAGUUUGCAUGCAUACUUAUCGAAGGUAAUCUGAAAAAGUGUGUGUCAUGUCAUCCAACAAAACAAAGCCAAUGAUGAAAAGUGGACCUCCAAGAAAAAGUGGUCCCCCACCUAUUAAAGCAACACAGCAUUUCCAGCUCCUGCAAGGUAGUCCAGCCCGAAAAUCUCCUUCUUCUUCCCCCACUCCCCGAUCCGCAACUGAUGGAAGAGUGGCUGUUCGGAGUCGAUGGUCACCUGAUCAUCGAGCCUCACCUGAUCGAAAUGACCGUAAGAGUCCAAGUUCUCCCAGCAUUAAAGUUUCCAACCGUCGAAGUCCCUCUCCAAGCAUUAGAAGAACUGCAUCAUUAGAUACAAUAGCUGGGCCCUACCUCACAGGGCAGUGGCCGAGAGAUUUUGUCCCGAUACAACAUCAUGUUGGUCACACACUGGUUGUGUGCAACAAGAUGACACAGACCCCAGAUUGGAGCACCGAGGUUUCCACCACUCUACUUAAGCCAAGCGCUAAAUCCAACCACCCUCUUCCUCUAACAGACCCUGGCUUCAACAAGAUGCGACAACAAAUUAAAAUGAUUGGUAAAAGAUCCCAGCAUAAGAAAAAGGAUAGGUCACCACCGAUACAUGGUGAUCACUCAGCAUUCCAUCAGAUAGCUGCUGCCACACACCCAAGGUCAAUUUCGAACCCGAUUUCAAUCGGGGGCCAACCGUUCGGGCGCCGGCCGCAGAGACAAAACAGUGUAGAAGCGCUCAAUAAGGAAAUUGACAUGCUGAUUAACAAAGAUGCAGCUGGUAAUGAACCACGGAUUUUUCAAGGUGUCACUCCGCCAGAUGGCCAUCGAGCCCCCUUACCACGCAGCAGCACGCGAACCAUGGAAACACAAACUCCACAAGGCUACACAGAAUACUCUAAGGAGUCAAACACGGAUGAAAUCAUUCCUUCCCCCACCCCAUCACCAACCGUAGAAAUUCCCACUUUGCCAACAGUUGUAGUCGACACCCAAAUACCACAAACUCAAAUCACAAUCAUAGCAGCGAAUGAAACAAAAGAUUCAGGUGUAAGUCCUUGCCCAAAGUUUGCAUCAAGCCCUCGACCAAACAACAGCUAUAUGUUUAAGCGCGAGCCACCGGAGGGUGCGGAGAGCGUGAAGCCGUUCAAAGAACUGGAUAUCCAGCAACAGCAGCUUCAAAUCUCACCAAGCUGCCCCGACAAGAAUAAAGUCAAUUUUCAUCCAAAACAAACUUCAGCAUUCAAACCAGCUCCAAAAUCAAAGAUUUUACUCCCAAUUACUAAACGUGACGCCCAUGUUCACAGUACCCGCACCUGAAAAACACGGCAGGGAUAAACGGAGCUACAGAGCAGAACAACAACACCAACCUCGUCUCCAUAAACGCGAACAACAACUCGACCGUGUCGCAACCUGGAUCCAAUAACCUCAGUCUGAACGUCACUUCGCCCCCGGCUCUACUGGACGCUUGAGUUGUGUUGACGUAACAGAGGCUCAUUCUGACAUCACACUUCGUUCCAUGUGUCAUAGAUGCCUUUGUGAUUCCCUAUACGUGGCUUCAAUACGUUUUUGUUUUGUUUCUUUUAAUUUCAUUUUGUUACUUUACGUUUGUGUCUUACUCUGCGAGGAUUUAUGGGCGGUUUGCGCGACUGUUAUUCAGCUUCCACGUUAGCUGUAUGAUGAUCACGCUCGUCGGCCGCCUUCGGUUCGAUACGCAGAACCUGUUUUGUUGUCACGUUAUUUCCCUUUGUAAACGAGAGAGGUGUCUAUUCGUGUACAUUGUUACCUUGUAAAUACGCGACCUAGUUACUAGAUACGUUCUAACGCAUUCUAAUUGGGAAACAAGAAUAUGAAUGCAGUUAAACAUAAACUUUCCCGUUUUUUCUCAGGUCCGAAUAAAAUAGUUCGCCUUCGCCAAACGUGCUGAGUUAAAAACACAACAAACGACGAUUGAAUCGCCCCAGCACCCCUGUAUUACUUCCUCUGGCAUUGGAGCGCAGAAAAACCUUCAAUAUUUGAACGCAUUCACCUCAUUAAACGAACGAUCGCUUAAAAUAUUCCAGAUUUUACUCGAAAUGUGAUUUCCUUGACCGUAACCAGCCGAGCAGGAAACCGGCCAGGGAUAACUUCCUGCAGAAAACCCAACGCCAUGCGCCUCACUAAUCAUUGCACCACACGUCGUGUGUAGCUAUGGUGCAGCCGCCCUGUUAAUAGCGUUAAAACUACCACCAUGGUGCACCGAAACAGCGGGAUCAAAGUGGUCCAAGUUGCGCCGCAGACCCUUCUCGGCGGCGUUGAAUUGUCGGUCAAGCGUCGGUUAAGAGGCCGCAGAACCGAAAUCGAUUACAAAUUCCCAAGCCGCAAACUGUAUGAUCCACCCACAGUUCUGGUACUCGCUUUGUUUUACCAUAGUGACGUAUCGGUGCUCGAUAACAGAACUAAAUUGGCUCAAUUUUGACAAUCGAUCAAUGGUAUGCUUCAAGGGUUGUUUUAUGUUCGUACCUAUAACAUCACCUAUAGCGCCGAGUACACUAUUGAGUUUUAUGUGUAUGCGUUUCCUGCCGUAUUAUUGCGUUAUUACCGCACAAGUUCACAAGCAAAAGGCGGCGCUUCUAAUCCGGUGCUCGCUGUCGUACAUCUAUCGUUGAAUUUUCUUACACAACGUAUUGCAUUCGACCUAUAGUAAGACAUCCUUUCACGCAGAUACGAGUACCUUCUAUACCCUAUUUCUUUGUUGCAUAAUAUGUGGAUUUUUUACCUCUAGUUGUUAGAACUUUAAAAAUUCUUAACAAAAAUCGGGAGUUAACAUUGUGUAGCCGGGUCUUUUACUAUUUUUUAAUAUUCUAUAGUCUGUUCACAAAUUAGCUCUAAACCCGUUUGCGUUUUGUUUAUUAGCUUUGUUUCUGGUGUUGAUUUUUGUUCGCUCGUUUGUUUUUUACAUUCCGAACGCGCAUCGGCGCACUUUCGAUCUGUUUGCGUUUCUAUCCCGCGCAGCUGCGUCACCUUGCGGCUGUUGUCGCGCAGUUUCGAUUACAAUAAACCUUUACGUACAACAAGUGUACAACGAG
Molecule: messenger RNA, 3092 nt
Organism: Ciona intestinalis (vase tunicate)
Lineage: Eukaryota; Metazoa; Chordata; Ascidiacea; Phlebobranchia; Cionidae
Source: RefSeq, a predicted model, not a curated record